CACAAAGACAAUCGAAUCGUGCCUAUAAAAAAUUGCGAUGCGAGUUUCCUAUGCUAACUGCAUCGCAAGCCAAAGAGAAAUCAAUUUGGGAAUUGACAACAUUGCCAACAAUUGGUUUCUCUGAUAUUGUGUUAGAAAUUCGCGCAAAUUCCGCGAAUAAUAAUAGAAAAAGAAAAUUAUCACCGUCCUCAUCCUUACCACCACCAACAAAAAGAAGAUCCUCAUCACCAUCACCAACAUCUUCUUUGUCGUCAUCAUCAUCAUCACCACCACCAUCAUCAUCGCCAUCAUCAUCAUCGCCACCAUCAUUACCUUCACAAUCAUCACCUUCAUCAUUUCCAUCAUCAUCAUCCUUAUCUCCACCAUUCCCACCUUCACCAUCCUUAUCUCCAUCAUCCUCAUCUCCGUCAUCCUCAUCUCCGUCAUCUUCAUCUCCGCCGUCCCUAUCUCCACCAUCACCAUCUUUUUUUCCUUCUUUUUCCACUAUUACCUCUAUUAUUACCUAUAUUACUACAAGCUUAUGUAACGGAUAUCAUAGAUUUCGUUACAUAAUUCACACUCUUUUCAAUUAA
Ambispora gerdemannii is the source of this 572-nucleotide messenger RNA. NCBI's taxonomy places the organism in Eukaryota, Fungi, Glomeromycota, Glomeromycetes, Archaeosporales, Ambisporaceae. The record is from the annotation of a GenBank genome assembly.